UCUCUCUCUCUUUCUAACCAACUCAUCUGCUUGGCGCAGGAAGAGAAGAAGAAAGCAAAGAGGCAACCGGAGCUAAGCCUGGAUUCAGUACCGAGCACAGCGCCUCAGCCUCACAUUCAGCACCACGGACAGCUCCACGGGCGCGGCCCAAACCUACAAUUUCAAGACUUUGAACGCUGUUCAACGCGAGUCGGAAUGAUGCGUUGACAGAGUCUGAACAGCUGCUGUUGCGUUUUCUACUCCGACACUAAAAACGCGUAGCCUGUUGUACUGCGAGAAGAGGAGGCCGUCCAUUUAGCGGAACUCUAAACACGCUCCUCUGCCUGAACUGCGGCUCCCGGUGCUUAUACCGACGGCUCUAGGGAGGCGGUGGGCGGGGGAUGCGAGAGCGGCGCUCGUGAUUAGCUCCUGGAGGGCGCUGAUAUCCACCAACCCAAUCCUAGGGGAGCGGCGCGGCCUCGGGCGGAGUUUGGGGAGACGCGCGGUUAGUUUUAGUUUGUGUUGGUUGGACCGAGAGGAGGAGGAGGAGGAGGAAGAGGCGACGGAUGUCAUUUUUUUCCCAUUUGUACCAACGGGCACGUUUCUCGGGUGUAACUGUCCUCCAGCGAGCGUCUGAUCGGCUGGUUUUAUUCCCGGCAACGAGAGCGCGCAGAGACCGUGGUUCUGCGUGACACAUUUGAGGAAUCCCGUUUUAUUUUGGAACCCGUUUAACUGCGCGUCCCUGCGAUGCGGCUGUAACCUUUGUUACAGCGCUCUGUACCGGGGAUCAACAAGAAACAUGUCAGUAAGUCAGCAGCUGGAGCGGCGGCCAGCCUUUCGCCCCUCGUCGUAGCGGCCGCGGGGCUUCAUUCAUGCGUGCGUCCAUUCUGUAAUUUAGCGGGAAACCGACACAGCGCCGCCUCUUAUUCUGAUUCUGGGGAGAGAUCGAAGGAGGAGAAUCUCCGCCGGGCGACGCAUCCAGCGGUGAGUCAGGGGCUCUGCGCGUGACGGCUCGCUGGUGGAGCCGCCGCUAAAAACGCUCGCGCUUCAAGUAGGCUGCGCGUGUCCACCGGGCAGUAACGCAAACUGAGCCGGCUUUUUUGCUGAUGUUUUAAAGAUGGAGUCUUCCUCGGCAGACGCCGGCUGUUAAACGGGUCAAAGGGGGCUCUGCUGGGAAACAAACGAGCUGCAGAAGUUGAGGGUAUAGACGGAAAGGUGAGAAGGAAUCGAGGAGGGAGAGACGGAAGGAACACUCCGGUUACCGGCAGCUCGCGCCGCGCGUCACCGGGACGAGCGGACGGGAUCAAGGGGACGGAGCGGCGGACCGCGCUCCGACUGACCGAGGGCAGCGCUGGGCAGCGGGCACCGCCGGUGGCGGUUCAACCGACCGCGCGCACGCGCCGCGCGCGUGUACGAGGGUGGUGGUGGUGGUGGUAGAAACCGGUUUUUCACGCGCGAGAAGGUGACGUGCCGCCCUCCCACCUUCCCGCCCUUCGCGAGCCGCUGGUCAACGGACGAGGCGGCCAACUUCGCCUUCGCUGCACACUUUCCAAAAAAUAUCCACCUUUUGGCCCGUUUUUUUUUUUUUGCAUUUUUCGAGUGCCUGUUUGUUGAACUCAUCCCUGACACCAAGUCUCGCGGGACAGAAGGCAAAUUAAAGCGUGCCCCUUAAAGAGGCGGGGGAGACAGAUCAAGGCACAUAGGGGUCGCCUAUAUGAAGAUGCUGAUGUGUGACCGCGGCGUCCAGAUGCUCGUGACAACGGUGGGCGCGUUCGCCGCCUUCAGCCUCAUGACCAUCGCCGUCGGCACCGACUACUGGCUGUACUCGCGCGGGGUCUGCCGCGUGAAGAGCAGCGGCGACAACGACACGAGCCGCAAGAACGAGGAGGUGAUGACGCACUCCGGCCUCUGGCGAACCUGCUGUCUGGAAGGAACGUUCAGAGGAGUCUGUAAGAAGAUAGACCACUUUCCAGAAGAUGCCGAUUAUGAAGCCGAUGCUGCUGAAUACCUCCUCCGUGCUGUCCGUGCCUCCAGCAUCUUCCCCAUCAUGAGCGUGGGCCUGCUGUUCAUGGGGGGGCUCUGUGUGGCUGCCAGUGAGUUCUACCGGAGCCGGCACAACGUCAUCCUCAGCGCCGGCAUCUUCUUCGUCUCUGCAGGCCUCAGUAACAUUAUUGGAAUUAUUGUCUACAUCUCAGCUAAUUCCGGUGACCCGGGUCAGAGCGACAGCAAGAAGUCCUACUCCUACGGCUGGUCCUUCUACUUCGGCGCCCUUUCCUUCAUAAUGGCGGAAAUGGUGGGCGUCCUGGCCGUGCACAUGUUCAUCGAGAAGCACCGCAAGCUGCGGGCCAAGUCCCGCACCGAGCUCAUCAAGAAGUCCGCCUUCAGCCGCAUCCCGUCCUACCGCUACCGCUUCCGGCGCCGCUCCAGCGUGCGCUCGUCCGAGGCCCCCAGCCGCGACGCCUCGCCGCUGGGGAAGGGCGGCUACACGGGGCCGGCCGCCUCCGAGAUGCCCAUGUACACGCUGAACCCGCGGGAGGCGGGCAGCGCCGGCACCAAGGCGGGCCUGGGCGGCCUGCUCAACUCCGAGAUGGAUUUCCUGCAGAGCAGCACGCUCACCAAGGACUACAGCAAGGACCCCAACCGCAGGACCACGCCCGUCUGAGAGGUGCCGGGCGCCGCCUGCAGAUGCGGCCCCUCGGAGGGUUAGCGAUGGGGGAGAGUUGAGGGGGAGCACAAGCGAAAGCAGGGGACACAGGGUGACGGGUGGGACGGGACCUGGUAAACUUUGACUGUGAACUGUGAACUUUUAGCCUUUGAACUUUGAAUCCUGAGACCUGUGAAGGUUCCGUGUGUGUAGCAGGGUGGGUCGCUCCCAACUCCACUCUACCACACACCACUGUAGUUAUAUCUGUAACUCCUAUACAUGAAGGCACUUGCAAUUUAGGUUCAUGACAUGGAUUCAUGUCCAUUAAUUGAACAUUUUUCCUUUUUUUAAUGGUGGUAACAAAAAACCUUAGGAAAAAGCUUAAAGCAUAUCGUUUACUGUUUGGGGCAGCCGGUCCCAUGAAAAUGACAAAUAAUGUGAACUAAUGGAGAAGAGGGACGAGGUGACAGACUCUGAUCUUUGACCUUUUGACCUCUAUCCAGAAUCGGAUGAGUGCAGGGUACGGCCUUAGAGGAUUCCUUUUAAAGUGGAGUUGACACCUCAGGAUGGAGAUCGAGUCAUUUUCACUUCAGCGAAACUCAAUGUAUAAAUUAAAGAAGCAGUUUGAGCAUUUAAUCAUAUUUUUAUACAUCCUGUACAUAUGCUCUUUCAUAUUUAUUCAUAUUAUUUAAGUGCGUUCACGUCAUCAGUGACUGAACUGAAGCUGACUCGAGCUCAUGCCUGGUAACAGUUAGCUCCCUGUCUCUGAUCCCAGGUCAGUUUGAGGCUAGACAGUGGGUCUGGAUGCGCUGACUCUAGAUCAGCUGCUAUUGGGGAAAAGAUGUGACUAAACUAAACUGACAAAUCUCUUAUAUAUGGUAACAUUAGAUCAUUGGUGCUUCCCAGUCACACUUUUCUUUUAUUUAGCUUUAUUUAAACCUAAAGAGAUCAUUAGAUCCUUGUGUUCCAUCUGUCUGCCUUCACGUGUCACCUUUCACCUCCCCCAUUUUCUGUGCAGCCCCAUAACUCGCCUUACCUCCACCUUCUGCACCCCCCCCCCCCCCCCCCCCUCCUCGUCCUUUUCUCGCUUGGACUUCGGUCCCGUCUUCUGCUGGUGUCACUCGUAGACUAGAGACGGAGGGUUGUGGUUCAGGGCACUGUGGAGCUGAGACCUCUGAGCUGUGAUUAUGCUUUAAAGCAGAGCAAAAAAUACAUGAAACCCUUAGAUUGCCCACUACCUCUUGGCGAAUCUCUCUCCGAUUAAUUUGACAUAAAGGCAGAUUUUAAUUGCCAGACACAGAGAAACUGUCCCCUGCAGCUUGAAGUCUCUUCCUGGGGUGGAUCUUUUGAGGACGACUAUUUAUGGGGCGUGCGAUUUACAGUUGGAACGGUGCGGCUGCAUUAUUCAGAGCGUUUGUGCUCCAUUCUUCCUGCUGUCACUCACAGCCUCUCCUCCCUUUUAAUCUCGCUUACACGCACACGCCAAACAGGCCCGAACGCGCCACUCACGCAUCUCCGGCAGCUGACGCGCUCCUUCGUGCGCGCGGCUCCCUUCGAUCGGCGCGACAGCGAACCGGCGGGGAGAGAAUUCAAGCGGCUGAUAGAACGUUCACAGCAUUUCCCUCCAACUUAUUCCAUGAGUAACAAGUGGAUGUGAAGGAGUGGAGGAAGAAAAUCCAUUUUAUUUCCCCUCUUUACCUCCCUGAGCCACCAUUGCACUGUUUUGUAUAAACUAAACAUGAAGCGACACGGAGCUGUUACAGUCGCACUACGACUUUGACAGUUAUUACCCUGACAAUAAAAGAUGUUUUAAAGCUCAGUCCCACUGUUUAAUUUAUGACGCUGCUGCGUUAUCUCCUGUCUUUUAUGCCAUAAAGGGAGCUUAAAGGGACAAACGUGCAGCACCACAGUCUUUCUCUUGCUGUACUUCGCAUGUAAAUAUUAAUUUUGCAAGCUAACUACAACAUCAGCAGUUGUCAUGGGCUGUGAAAGGAAAAGGGAAAAAAAACUUCACCAGGCAAGGGCUUUUAAUUUUUAAGGACAGGAUCACACAAGGGCUUUUUAUGCUCAGUGCUGCAGAGACGUGCUUUUGAGUGGGCAGGUUUGUGGGAGCAACCGCUUUAAAAACCAGCUGCAUCGCUAACUAUCGCUAUAACACGCUACAUGUAAAAGAGCAGCAGAGCCAGAUAAAAGGCACUCGCUUCAUUUUUAUUCUUAUUAGGCCAUGUUGGCUACAAUUAGCUUUUAGCUGCUUUUGGGCUAACUUAGAUUAGACUGUGUCUUUCAGAAUAAUUAGAGAUAAAGAAUGUUGCCUUAAGCAGAAGUAGGCGACGAUUUUAAUUAGGAAUUAUUUGAGUUAGCUUCAGAAUCAAACAUAAUCUUGUUGAUAUUACUCGGUGCCAAAUAGUAAUCCAGAUGUUUCCUGUAUACCAUGACCUCCAGGUUAGCUUUAGAGCCUAGGUUUGUACUUUUGGAUAAGAGAUUUCCAGAAGACUCGCCUGUCGUAGCAAUGUAGCGCAGCCCAACAGGGGCCCCUGGGAUCCUGAGGGUCUGCCAGGGGCCAAAGUUAAGAACUGCCAUCCAUGAGCCAUGUCAGCAUUGAUCUUUCAAAGCAUGCAU
Betta splendens (Siamese fighting fish) is the source of this 5242-nucleotide messenger RNA. RefSeq names its product calcium channel, voltage-dependent, gamma subunit 3b (gene cacng3b). The record is from RefSeq and is a predicted model, not a curated record. Gene Ontology annotation, cellular component: postsynaptic density membrane; AMPA glutamate receptor complex. Bases 1694 to 2641 code for a protein of 315 amino acids. Gene Ontology annotation, biological process: positive regulation of synaptic transmission, glutamatergic; neurotransmitter receptor transport, postsynaptic endosome to lysosome; neurotransmitter receptor internalization. The transcript has 4 exons. Gene Ontology annotation, molecular function: channel regulator activity; voltage-gated calcium channel activity. Lineage: Eukaryota; Metazoa; Chordata; Actinopteri; Anabantiformes; Osphronemidae.